Messenger RNA from Mycena citricolor, 1418 nucleotides. The record is from the annotation of a GenBank genome assembly. NCBI's taxonomy places the organism in Eukaryota, Fungi, Basidiomycota, Agaricomycetes, Agaricales, Mycenaceae.
CAGCGACUGGGCAUGUCCGAGUCCAGAAUCGACUUGGAGCCCAACGCAACUGCUAUUACAUCCCAGGCUCAAGAGUCUCAAGGAAACUUUGAGGCGGCUGUUGCGCGCACUACAGCGAGGGCCCUUGCACUAUACUUCUCUCGUCCCGUGAGACUCUUCCGGCCAUCCAAAGUCAGCGGCUGGCAGUUUCUAAGAGGUUUUGUUCUUGGAGGACAACCUAUUCUUACUCACAACGUCAACAGGGCUGGCUGCUCAAGAUGGGCUCACUCUUGGUCCCAAAUACAUCGUCUCUCUUGUCAGGACCCAAGGGGUUUGUCGAAACUGCAUCUCUCUCGAUACACAGAGUCAACUUUGCGUAGCUCAUGAUCCUCCCGAAACAUUUUCUGCCACCCAUGGCUGUCAACGCUCUCCUGGGAACAGUUCUUUGGACAAGUUAUUCCGAAGCCUCUGCGUUGUUGAUCGGCCAUGCACAAAUUGGAUCCCACGCAGUCGCCGUCGCUGCUCUAGCCGGAGCUCUUGCCGGCGGCACGCAGGCUAUCGUAUCUGCGCCUUGCGAAAAUGUGCGCUUACUCAUCGAGGGUGGCACCAGCGGGAAUUCUUGGUCUCAUGCGUGGAGGGAAGUAUUCCGUGGCUCGGCCCAUCCCGCGUCCCGACACGACGCCGUCGAAGAAGCGAGGCAGACCAAGAAUUGGAUGAAAGAGGUCGGAGACAUGGCAGGUCGAGGCUGGCAUGGAUUAGGUUACACUCUGGGCAAAGAUGUGACAGGUUUUUCGGCUUUUUUUGCCAUCUUCGAAGUCACCAGGCGCCUUGCUCUGCAGGUCAGAGCGGGUACUGUGAAUGUGACAGCAUCGGGCGAAUCUGAGGGUGGAAAACUGAGAAGACACAUGCCUCAAUUCUUGUACGGAUUGACUCUUGUGACUGGCGGGGCAAUCGCUGGUCUCUCAUACGAAAUCAUUGGACGACCAUGGGAUGUCGUCAGACAUGAGGUCCGAUUGAACGCUCUUGCGAAAGAGCGACGUACUCCGAUCGCACUUCUGGCGCGGAAGAUUGAAGAAGAAGGCUUCUCUCGCCUAUUUCGUGAUCCGUUGAACACCAUCCCCGAGCGGGGCCCUCGUCCCAGGAUCUACACAAUGCUCAAAACCCUGGCUCGUGUAGGACCCUGGGGAAUAGGAUUCCUAGUAUACCAGGCAUAUGACACCGGAUCAAACUACUAGAAAAUAGAAACCCCUGCACACGCGAGACUGUCAGGGACCUGACACUGCAAAUGCUCCCUUCACUGUGCCAGCCUACGUCCGACCGGCGCAGCAAUGCCAGUUCCCAGGAACAUGUUCUACUUAUAGCGACGGUUCUGUACUUGGAACUGCUUAAUAUGCCAAUUAUAAGACUAGUCAAUGAAUGCAUAUCAUGUUUGGCAUGUA